Messenger RNA from Aspergillus glaucus CBS 516.65, 738 nucleotides. RefSeq lists its product as uncharacterized. The coding region runs from base 179 to 550 and encodes 123 amino acids. Lineage: Eukaryota; Fungi; Ascomycota; Eurotiomycetes; Eurotiales; Aspergillaceae. The record is from RefSeq and is a predicted model, not a curated record. The transcript has a single exon.
UCACUAUGGUCACAACCGCAUUCAGAAUCCACUCAUCAAAAGCCACCUCUGGCCGGAAUAUUUCCGCAAGCGGCUUCGCAGCAAAAACCGCCGCAAUGCACAUUCCUCAUGCAAUUUCCCACUAAUCGAUGCCCAGAAUGAGGAUGUAUACCUACGGCCUGAAGCCAGUUGGAGACGUAUGCUUACCCAGCAACCACCGUUGAGAUUCUUGGGGGUGAUCGAGACAUGGAUUGAUCUAGAAUGGCCUCUUUUCACGCAGAUUCUUGUCCAACCGAAUGAUGAGGCAGUCAACGAUUAUAACCUUCUCAUGUCCGGUCAAGAUCCUUUGGUUCUCUGGAAUAAUCCCCAUCCUUUCAAACGCAACGAUUGGGAACUUCGCGCAGAGACGGAAAAGGUGACUACAACGUAUAUGAGAGAUUGCGAUCUGAUUACAUUUUGUGGAUAUUGCUAUUUAUUCAAGUGGGAGAAUGCAUCUAAUUACUUAGAUCACUGGAUUGUUUCCCUGGGCCGUCACAAGCGCAUUCGCGGUCUUUUCCGGAAGCCUAUCUGAGACGACUAGUUUGCUUUAGUUUGACAAUGGUCGGUAGGUUCGGAUGUUUGAACCAAUGUUGGUAAGUUAGAAAUUUUGCUCCUAUGUUAUUCUAACCUGAAGGGUAGCGAAGCUUGCUCAGCAAUAUCUCUGGCAACCCCGUUAUCCAGUUCGAGCUGUGGCUAAGCAAAGGCUUCUGGCUUAUAUGG